AUGUCCCGGGCAGAAACGGAACCCCUCCUCCCUCGCUAUGACGACGAAACGAGCCGUCAGCGUAGGCUGCAUCAGAAGAUCCAUACCUAUCAGAUGCUCCGCGCCUUUGCCGAGGGUUAUAUGCCAUCCACCGAGCAAGCAAUUGCCAAUCUCCGCACUUUGCUAGCGUUCGACAUCUUCAACCCUCGAAAUCCCGAUAUAGGCUCCGUGGGACGUCAGCUGGUCCGCGAUUGCCGCUUGUGGAUUCAAUUGUUGAUUGAGUUCUUGCAGACCAAGAAUGGCGAAGAUCAGUUGCAGGAAUUCGUUUGGCAUCUCUCCCACGGCAAGGCCACUAUGCAUGCAGGGGAACUCACUCAACGCGCGGCUCAUAACAAAGCCAAGGCAGAUACCAAAGCGGCAUAUGAUAGCCUUCGAACCGUUGGAAACCUCUUGCUAACCAACGCCGACUUCCGCCUAUUCGUCGAGGACUUGACCACCGUUGGCCGUGAGAUAUUUUCGGAUACAGCAUUCUCUCUGUCUAGAGCGUCACGAAAAGCCGGGAAGAAACUCAAGCCGAAACAGGCGGAUCAAGAGGCUUUAUCUGGCGCUGGCGCGGAUGAGGAUCAUAACGUAUCGAACGAGGAGCUGCGGGAAGAACUAGGCCACGUUGCAGAAGUUGCCAAAAAUGGACUUGUCCAAACCGGCAAAGAAGCGAAAGAGUCUGCCGAGGAGCACCUUACCGGAGAGGAGCAGGAGACCUUGUUGUAUCGGCUGAAGCAGACAGUCCUCAAGCUUCGUGAUCGUAGAGAUUAUACAGACUCGGUUGCGAUAUUGGCACGUUUGUUGCAAAAAUACGCCUCCGUCUACGUGAAUGCCGCCACAGAUACGGUUUCGACUGUUGAGGAUGAAACUGAGAUCAACGAGGACCUCAAAGAGGCCAUACGUAAAUUCUGGGCCUUGCUUCAGACCAUUGGUGAUCGCAAAGAAUGGCAAGAUUUGGAGCGGCGUCUUCACGACGUGCUUCAGCAUGCCAGUGGAGAUCCUGAGUUCGAGGACCUGGUAUCAGAGAUAGGAUCCGCCAUGCAGGAAAUGAUGACCAACCCUGAUUCUUUCGACUCUGCACCGGAGAAGAUUGAGGAGCUCAAGGAGAAAUCCAAGCAAGUCGGUUCAGAGUCUAGUCUGCGCAAGGACAUUGACGAAUUCCUUGCCCAGGCAAAGCGAGCCCUGCGGUCCAUCUCUCAGGAUGAAACAGUCUCCAAACUAACCAGCGCGUCACGCAAGCUCUACAAGGAUGUCUCGGACGGCUAUUACAACCGACGUGCAAAUCUACCCGCGGAUAUGCUCGAGAUCUUCUUGCCGCUUGUUAUCCGGAACAUCCAGUACAUUCCUAUUCCUCGCCUGGAGAUUUCCGCACCUGAAGUGGACCUUUUGAUCGAGAAUUUAAUCCUCGAGCCCGGCCACACAGUGAACUACUCGUCAUUCCUGCCUUAUCGGAUGCAUGUAACUACACGCAACGACAUCGACGUCGUCAAGCGUCAUUCAAAGCGGACGACGGCAAAUCUGAAGACAAUGUUUACCGUAUCACUCAGCGGGAUUAACGUGAGUGCUUCAGAAUUCGGCUUCUGGCUCCGCACCCACAAAGCACUCUUCUUCUAUCUCAAAGACCAAGGCAUUGCGAGCUUCUUCCUCGAUAAACGAGGUGUCGAUAUCUCUCUCGAUAUAGAAGUCGGUCGGGAUCGCUUAGAGCAAAUCUUCACCUUGCGCGGAGUGCGUGUCCGCAUCCACAAACUCGACUACAAGGUGCACAGCGGCAGAUGGAGGUUCUUGGUCUGGCUCACCAAGCCCUUCCUCAAGCACAUGAUCCGUCGAGUGCUGGAGAAGCAAAUUGCCGAGUCAAUUGUUCAGGCGGCUCAUGCACUCAACCGGGAAUUGGUAUUUGCUCGGGAGCGUCUUCGAGCCGCGCGUAUCGCCAGCCCUCACGAUCUGUAUACUUUCGUCCGCGCGGUCAUGGCCCGUUUGACGCCGGCCCCUAACCCUGAUAUUGACGCCCGUGUUGGUAUUGACGCACCCGGUCAAGGAGUUUUCAAGAACGUCUAUGCCCCCGGAAGCCUUGUCAAGGUCUGGCAUGAGGAGGCUUUGCAAGCACAUGACUCCAUCGAAGAGGGUGAGGAGACUCCUGGGCUGCACAGGACCUGGAGAAAUACCAUAUUUGAUGUUCCAGUAUAA
Messenger RNA from Aspergillus mulundensis, 2205 nucleotides. RefSeq lists its product as uncharacterized. The transcript is spliced from 2 exons. NCBI's taxonomy places the organism in Eukaryota, Fungi, Ascomycota, Eurotiomycetes, Eurotiales, Aspergillaceae. The record is from RefSeq and is a predicted model, not a curated record. Gene Ontology annotation, molecular function: lipid binding. Bases 1 to 2205 code for a protein of 734 amino acids.